This is a messenger RNA of Gaeumannomyces tritici R3-111a-1, 303 nucleotides long. RefSeq lists its product as hypothetical. The record is from RefSeq and is a predicted model, not a curated record. Lineage: Eukaryota; Fungi; Ascomycota; Sordariomycetes; Magnaporthales; Magnaporthaceae. The coding region runs from base 1 to 303 and encodes 100 amino acids. The transcript has 2 exons.
AUGGCGGCCAAGACCUUUGCCGGCUCGUCCCUCAUCCUCGGCAGCUGCGGCAUCGAUCUGUCGGUGCUCCUGUCGCUCAACGGGGAGCCGGGCUGGAUACAUAUAUCCACCCAUUCAAAGACAAGGAAGGCUGCCUGCAACGAAGGACUUGCGCUUUUGAGUACUUGCGGCUCCGGCUCCCGGCACGAAAGGGGGAAAGGAAGUGCAUGUCGCUCUGCAUCAUUCGGAAAGGGAAAGGCUGUAAGGAGAAGCGGCAUGGAAGAGGAGAGGCAGGCAAGUGUUUCGGGCAUGGAAGCAAAAUGA